AAAUACAAAAUGGCGAUCGAGAGACUGUACGAAGAUGACGAUUAUGUUAUUGUAAAUAAACCAUACGAUAUGUACAUUAAUUCGGAUGACGAAAAUGAAAGGAACACGGUAGCGUGUCACAUCGCAUCGCACGACUCCCACCUCUCGUCAUCAUCAGACCCCCUCCACUUUGUCCAGCGUCUGGACUACUCGACUAGUGGAAUCCUCUGCAUCGCGAAGAGUAAAUCAUCGGCAGCUCGAGCUGGUAGACUCUUUGAAAAGAGACUUACUAAAAAGUAUUACUUGGCGGUGGUCAGAGGGCAUGUGAGUUUUGAUUUGGCGGAUAUUAAGUAUGAUGUCGGUAAGGACCUGACACCAGAGAAUAGCCAUCGGAUGUCAGCUGCCGUGGAUACAUCCUCUCUGUGUGGUGAGCCUCGUACGGCACACACGAGGCUACUCCUUCUGGAGACAGGCUUCUAUGGCGGGGACGCUGUUAGCGUGGUACUGCUGAAGCCUGUUACUGGUCGCCGUCACCAGCUACGAGUCCACACAAGCGCAGUGGGUCAUCCCAUACUUGGAGACUACACAUACAGCGACCGAGCAGAUAUAACACCACACCGUAUGUUCCUACAUGCGACCAGGUUGGUGUUGCCAUUUCAAACUGAAACAUUAGACAUACAGACGGAUGAGCCGUUUUUUAGCGACCACCGGUUCACUAGCAAGUGGGAGGGUGGGAAAACACUUUAUAAAUAUAGGAGUAAAGAAAGUUUUGUUAAGGUCUGUGACGUCAUCGACUCGAGUUACACUGUCGGACUCAAAUAUCAAGAAUUUUGUCUUAAAUAAAUUGUUUACUAAUA
Molecule: messenger RNA, 836 nt
Organism: Melitaea cinxia (Glanville fritillary)
Lineage: Eukaryota; Metazoa; Arthropoda; Insecta; Lepidoptera; Nymphalidae
Product: RNA pseudouridylate synthase domain-containing protein 1-like
Exons: 5
Coding region: 10-822 (270 amino acids)
Biological process (GO): pseudouridine synthesis
Molecular function (GO): RNA binding; pseudouridine synthase activity
Source: RefSeq, a predicted model, not a curated record